AUGGAAAGAGCCCUCUGUGAAUGGAUCACAAUCAUCGUACCUUGGAGCAUGCACGAACCCGGUAAGGAGCUGGGUCAAGCAUGGCUAGCCCUCCUGCGCGAGCUCUGGGCACAAAAGACGUUACCUGGUUUUCGAGGUCACCAUUGGGCCCGGGAACAGCAAGAUUGUGAUAAACUGUCCAUCUGGACUUUUUGGGAGCACAAGGACGCAUAUGACGCCCAGAAGGAUACGGAGAACGCCCGGUUUCUGUACUCCAAGCUCGCUGCGCUGUCUACCACACCAGUUCAAUACUACUGGCCCUGUAUCACUCUCCUCAAUUUCAGCGAACCUAUCUCAAAAGAGAAACGAAACACGCUCCAAACACUUCGCUGCCUGACAAGCUCCUCUCCGAUCGACUAUCCUCCAGGCAUGGGCCCGCCUCCUGCACAAGGCUUCGUGCUCCCGCUCACAUCCUCCACGCCCUCUUCCUCCCCAACAACAUACGUCAUCCUCCACCUCUGGGACAACCCAGCGCGCGGAAAAAUGGUCCGCGCCCGCACACCCUGGUUCGCCGCCUCCUUAAUGGCUCUGGGUCCUGUCUGCACACGCACCGAACGCCCCAGAUUCAAGUCGCUGGUUUGGGAUCCGAGUACCGGCCCCAACUAUGCAAUUCAAGCGCCGAGCUUUGAGUUCGAUAUGGCAAGGGGGCUGAGGGCGGAGAAGAGGAGGGGGAAGACAUUGCACGGGAAGAGGAAGAGGCGGUUACCCGGGCGGGAUAACCGAAUCACGAGGCAGAAGUGGUUUGACGAUUUGCUCUUCCUCUGA
Molecule: messenger RNA, 804 nt
Organism: Trematosphaeria pertusa
Lineage: Eukaryota; Fungi; Ascomycota; Dothideomycetes; Pleosporales; Trematosphaeriaceae
Exons: 2
Coding region: 1-804 (267 amino acids)
Source: RefSeq, a predicted model, not a curated record